This is a messenger RNA of Planococcus citri (citrus mealybug), 3808 nucleotides long. RefSeq lists its product as uncharacterized. Lineage: Eukaryota; Metazoa; Arthropoda; Insecta; Hemiptera; Pseudococcidae. The record is from RefSeq and is a predicted model, not a curated record. The transcript has 3 exons. The coding region runs from base 50 to 2395 and encodes 781 amino acids.
AAAAUUAAUUUUAAAAUUAUUUGAUCGAGAAAUUGAUUCCGAUGGGACGAUGGGUACUUAUAAAUGGCCAAAUAAUUUGGAAUUGAUUCAAUUUGAAUACUCGUACAUACAACUGGUGUACGGAUGUAUUUGGUCCGUUUUAGUGCUGCGUUUUCUAGAUCUGUUCGUCAUGAUGGAAGACAUGGUUUUCAUCAUCUUGCUGGUCAUGCAACCGAGCACCAUAUUGCUUCAGGGUUCCAGUAUUAUUCCAAAUCAUUAUUCAUCUGCAACUUCUGAAACAUUUAUUCUGGAUAAGUCGUAUAGUUUAAAUGACUUUGAAGAUGUAUUGAUUAAAUACAAUCACAUUUUUGUGGACAAGACGAUGUUCAUUAUGGAGUUGAUUAAUCGUAUAGAAAGAUGCGAACUAAUCAGUCGUCCUUCCCGGUGGGGGAAAACCUUCAAUAUGGAAAUGACUGCGACUUUUUUUGAUAUUCCACACCACAAAGAUGGCUCAGUUGAUGAGCACAAACGAAACAUAGUUAGAUCAUUUUUUGCAGGCGGAGCUAAAAUUGUGGUGCCAAGUAGAAAAUCACCCUCAGAAAUGAAACCAUUGAAAAUUUCGGAAAUUGAAAGCGCAAUGGACGAGAUCGGAAACCAUCCGACAAUAUUCAUCUCAUUCGUUAACGCAGGCACAACAUACGAAGCAUUUCUCAUGAAUUUUGCAGCUCAAAUAAGGGGAUUAAUUGUACAAAAAAACUACGCCGCGUUUUUACCCCAGUACUGUGAAUUUUAUGUGGAUCCAGAAUUAUGUAACGAAUUACUUAAUAGUACUAGAGAAGAGCUCAAAUCUUAUCCACAUGCAGCCUUAAAUCAAAGCGUAGAAAUAUUAACUUGUCUGUUAACACGCCAUUUCGGAAGUGAAACUGUCAUCCUAAUUGAUGAAUUUGAUUACCCGUUGAAUCGAAUGACAUACGAUAGUGAGGAUUUCAACAAGACCACAGAUUUUUUGAAAAGUUUUAUCGGUUGGACAUUCAAAGGUAGACCAAAAAUGCCCAGCAACAUAUACCGUGGUGUAAUAACUGGCGUGCUUCAAUUUUCCAGAGUUGGAGUAUCAACAGGAAUGACAGUUUGUCGCGAUUGUAGCGUGCUAAAACCAAGUUAUAGCGAACACUUUGGUUUCACCGAGGAAGAUAUUCAAACACUAUUUGAAAAGAAUCCCAGCUCCCCACUUAAUCUGAGCGAAUUGCAUGAUUGGUACGAUGGAUAUACGUUUGGGGAGAGCCGCUUAUAUAACCCUGUGUCCAUUCGCAGGUGCUUCAUUUCCAGGCGUAUGGACGGCUAUUGGAUUGAAAGCGUUCCAAUGGACCUCAAUCCACGAUCUGGGGAAAAUUCGCUCCACCAACCGUUUAUGCUGGAUGCCUACCAAAGUCAGAUACAAAAAUUAUUUGUAAAUGAAACGAUAAAAGUUCAUAACCUGAUAUCCGAAAUUGAUUACAACGGUGCUGCAAAUCACUUGAAGUCAUUCUUAUCCCUUUUAAUAUCACUGGGGUAUUUGACGUUUGAAAAAACAUCCGGAAAACAAUAUAAUAUCCUUAUUCCAAAUUACGAAGUCCGUGACUUUGCUUUCAAGAAUAGUAUCGAGGUAUGGACAAUGAAAUAUGUCUUUGCGGAUUCUGUUAUAAUACACGACAUCCUGUACGAAAUUCAGAACGGCUUCGUAGUGAAUGAUAUUACUGCAGUUCAAGGCGGUUUAUCUAAUCUGUUUUCUAAAAUCGCCGAAACAGCUCCUGCGGAUUACUAUUGCGACGUUGUUUUUGGAUUAUUGACUCAAUUCGACGAUGAAUGGGACUUGGAACGUAGCUUUGAUGAAGUAAUUACUAUUUACGAGCAAGUGGAAUUUCAAUGUAGUAUUACAUUGCGAUUAAAGUUGGAUCAUUGCUACAAUACCAAUCCGAUAGCAAUCAAUUUUAUAAUAAAUGGUGAUUCUACCAUGGAACAAAAUAUCAUUCAUGGAGCAGGUGAUUCUACUUUCGAGCAAGACAUCACCGAGGCAGCAACGUCUACUACUGCUACGGUGGCACACGCUACACACGCACACGCUACACACGAGGAGACUUUUUCCACUCAGCGACAACGCGCUGAGGCACAAUUAACGAGCCCUACCAUUAACCGCAGGACCACUGGAGUCAUUUCUCAGCAUAUAGGAGAAAUUAAAAAAAUAAUCAUCAAUAAAUUAAUGGAUUAUUCUAAAAAAACGGUUGCCCAGCUUACGGAGAAAUCCGUGAUUAAAGCUGCAAAGCUUAUGAAGAAAUCCAUGAGUAGAGUUGCAAAUCUUACUGCGAAAUAUAAAUUCACAUGGCAUACCUGCAUUUUAGUUGGGAAAAAAAUUCUCGGGAUGUUUCGCCAUUUGAAAUAAAUAUCUAGAUUAAAGAUAUAUUAUAGUAAUUAUUAUUAUUAUCAUCAUUCUAUUUUAUUUAUUUAUUUCAAUUUAAUAGAUUUGUUAUAGGGUAAAAGCAGGUAGUAUGGGGUUGCUAGUAACAUGAGGUAAACCAUCUUUUUUCGUAGUCUAUGAAUGAGAUGAGAUCCAACAGGAAAAAAAUUAAGGUUAGUUUUUAAAUGAUUCCAAAAUAAUCUAACCAGAUCCGAAGGUGAUUGGUCACAAAGUACUUGGUCACAGGGGUGGCAGCCUUUGUAUAGCAUAUGUAGCACAGUGCUACACAUAGGAAAAAAGUACUACACGCGAAAAAAAGUGCUGGUGUGCUACACACAGGAAAAUUUCCAAUUUUAGGAAAUUUUUCCAAAAAAUGAUAUUUUUUAUUUUUUUUCAUCAACAUUGAAGCAGUUCUGGAGCCUCCAGCAAAUUUUUAAAAGUUUGAAAUUCACACAAAAAUUUUACCCAGUAAAUUUGAAAAUUUGAAAUACAUUUUAUACGCUAAUUCGAGCACGCUGAAUCGAUUGAAGAUGCGUUCAAGUCGUUCUGGAUCCUCUAACAAUUUUAUGGAAAUUUCCGUAUCCCAACAUAUGUCAUAAAAUCUGUCUAAAUGAACUUCAGCCUCUUAAAAGUGUUUAGUUUCAAAAAUGCAAAAUCCGAAAAUCCAUUGAUGGCUUCAGAACAGCUCGAAACCAUCACCAAUCCAUUCGGUCGAGUCAUUCGAAUUCCGGAGUCUGGCGAUUUUUUUAAAUUUUCUACAAAAAUUUCAAAUCGCACUGGAAGGGCUAAAUAUUUUGGUUAGCUAAUUACCAGAAUGAUGGUUACGCUCUGGGGGGGCGGGGAGGGGGGGUAGUUCAAGGUUAAAAAUGGUGCUACACGCGUAAAAAUUUGGGACUUUUUUUUACUUGAUAAACUCAGGUGGUGCUACACAUGAGAGAAUUCUAGGCUGCCACCCCUUAGUGUUUUUUAUCCGCUAGUGGUGUUUUUUUCAUCCAACUCUGAGAGUACCUAAUACGUCAAGUUUUUUGAAAAUUUUCGUAAAAAGUUUAUAAUAUGUAUAUAUUUUUUUUUUUUUGUAAUUUCAAGUAGCGUACCGGAAAGAAGUACGAUUUUACUAUCUUACUAUCUACCUCAAAUUUUACUUUUUCAGUAAGCCGUUUUUUUCAAUCAAAAAAUAAAAUCUGCUGUUGAAAUUUUUACCUGCUGGUAAUUUAUGGGAUACUUUGUUUUUUCGUAGAUUUUUCAGAAUUAUUCUGGGCCACAAACAGAGUUAGAAUGUAGAAUAUGUAAAAUUGUAAAGCCCACAAAUGUCUAUAAAAAAAUAACCAAAAGACUAACAUACCUACUUAUGUAGGCCUACAUAAAAAUUGUGAAUUAAAUUCGUUUUUCAAUUGCUUG